AUGUCCAAUGCAUCAGACAAGGUCUCGGUCCUUUUCGUCUGCCUAGGCAACAUCUGUCGCUCAACUAUGGCGGAAGGCGUCUUCCGGUCCCUGGCCAAAGGGCAUCCACGCAUCCAUGAGAUCGAUUCUGCUGGCACCGGUGCCUAUCAUAUCCUCGAUCCCCCUGAUUAUCGGACAAUGGCUACACUCCGCAAGCAUGGCAUUACAGAUUAUGAACACGGAGCCCGACAAGUAGACACUCAAGAUUUCCUUACAUUCGACUACAUCCUGGCCAUGGAUGCAUACAAUUUGAGAGACUUGCAGCGGCUCCGGCGCCGGGUGGAAAGCAAAGGACAGAAGCCGAAAGCCCAGGUGAUGCUUUUUGGCGAAUUUAGUGGGAAGGGGAAGGCCGAAGAGGUUGUUGAUCCCUAUUACGGUGCCGAUAAUGGAUUCGAGGUUGUCUACGAGCAAGUCACCAGGUUCUCCAAGAACUUCCUUGACCACAUCGCUUCAGGAAAAUCGACUUGA
Molecule: messenger RNA, 507 nt
Organism: Capronia coronata CBS 617.96
Lineage: Eukaryota; Fungi; Ascomycota; Eurotiomycetes; Chaetothyriales; Herpotrichiellaceae
Exons: 2
Coding region: 1-507 (168 amino acids)
Biological process (GO): protein dephosphorylation
Cellular component (GO): cytoplasm
Molecular function (GO): non-membrane spanning protein tyrosine phosphatase activity; acid phosphatase activity
Source: RefSeq, a predicted model, not a curated record